Messenger RNA from Magallana angulata, 3358 nucleotides. RefSeq lists its product as uncharacterized. Bases 462 to 2792 code for a protein of 776 amino acids. The transcript has 13 exons. NCBI's taxonomy places the organism in Eukaryota, Metazoa, Mollusca, Bivalvia, Ostreida, Ostreidae. The record is from RefSeq and is a predicted model, not a curated record.
UAAAACGCAUCUUCAGCACUCGGUGGUACUGUGGGAUAGGGUCGGCUCCUCCGUUCGUUGAUGCUGUGUUGAAAUUGAGGAUUUCCUUCUUUCGUCUGUUUAUCUGGUUUUCUGCAUUGUCCAACCCACGUGCGUCAAACCCGGAUCGCGAAGGAUAAAACUUGGUGCAAAGGCAUUGAAGAAUUCUGGAGUUGACUAAAUCAUCAGGAACGCUGGCCACCUUAUAAAGUCUGGGAACUUUCUUCUCUCUAUUAUCCUGUGGUGGGGGUCGUCUGCUCAAGAGUUAUCUCCCUUUUUCGCCUGCUUCCUAGCAAUAAUUGAUCAUUCAUUGGUUUGUGAUCACCCGUUUUCAUUUGGAUAUUUUUGAAAUUUAAUUUAAACCAGGAACAAACAGGACAAAAUGUUGCUCAUCACUCCCGGAGAUUCCUACUUGGCCCGGGCUUACUAGGCCGCUCUCCGGUAUGGCAAGGAAAAGAGCUAUGACUCCAGCUUUCAGCACCGGGAGCAACCGUAGCUACUCCAGAAGGGGGUUCAGCGUGCCUAGGUUCUACGACGACACUUACGUCCCCCGUUAUGUCCCACAUAGACAGUUCCUCGACACAACAGGGGAGGAGAAUUCCAUCCGUAAGAGCGUGAACCGUGAACUGAUGCUGACCAGCCACUUCGUGGACGAUGCCUACGACCUGGCCAGCAGCUCGCACAAACGUGACGAAGAGGUCCUCAAGCACGCCUCCCAGGCCAUCCCCCCGUCAUCAGCAACAAACGACCCUUUGCCUACUACUCAUCUGAAGGCUUCCGCUCCACCUAAACCCUUUAGGCGUUUCCAAACAGCAGAUUCUUACAGAGGGGCCCUGCCACAGGAUCCUAUACAGAAGAGGGGCAGAUCUAUGCCCCCUUUACUCAGAAAUAAAAAGAAGGGACCUUCUUCCCCAUACGAAUGGUCCUCACAAGCCAUGCGCGCUUUGGCAUGCGCACGUAACAUCCGGGAAUCUGUCAGGCAAGAAACUGGGGGCUCCUUAACGUCUUCCCCUUUGAUAUCGCCAUACCAAAGCCCGAGAGCAACCCCAGACAGGGAGUUUGGUGACGAUGGUAGGGGAAGGAGCAGAAAACCAAGGCAUCGAAUCGGAAAACAUUUCUCAAAACUGUUAGAUCUACGAAAGAAGCCGCCGGGCGGUCAGAGUUACCGCUCUGAUCUGGAUUCAGAAGCGGCUUCUGACGAUUACAGUGACUAUGAUUAUGAGAACAGAUAUGAGGAUCAGGAUGCUGAUGCCCCUGGAGAAUGUUUCUACAUUACCCGAAACCGGUCGCCUUCUCCUGAGGAGGAGUACGUGCCCUUUGCCCCCAGACGCCGAGUGACGUAUGAGGACGACAAUGACGAAGAUGAAUACCGAUCGAAGGUUCCAAAUAUUUCUUCGGAUUUCACCAUUACUCCAUACACGGCCUCCAAGUCAACUGAGGUCCAGAGGUCUGGUGUCACAAAUGACCUUCUGUACCACAAUGUUGUGGCAGAAACAGCAGCAAGAGCCAGGAAGCUGUUGGCAGAAACAGAUCUUGAUGAAUAUGAAAACGCUAGUCUCGUUUUGAGUGUUGAGGGGGAAUAUAAGGACCCCGAGCGUGGAGAAUUAGGAUUUCAGUACAUUUCAAGACCACUACAACUGAAGGGACCAAUGCUGGCCACAGGUCCGGGCACAUACGCCGUGGCUGUGGGCACCGACUCGGCCUUCGAAAAAUAUUUCAAGGAUAUGAGAUCCUUUAGAGAGGAAAUUAGAACGAGGCUAGAUAGUGGAUAUCGAGCUCUUAAAGAUGCAUCAAGAAGUUACAGAAGUUUACCUAGCUCUACAUACAGCUCUACAUACAGAGCCCUUCCAUCCACCGAAUCAUAUUCGCAUUCAUACCCCUCUGUAAGCUACAGAAAACGCCUAGAGGACGGGUCGGAAGACCAACUUGUCAUAUACCCUCUGAGUGAAAGAUCAAGAGGAGCUUCACCCGUCUCCACAGUAAGGGACGAGUCACCCGACAGGUUCAAAACUGUGGCUGUGUUUGAGAGUCCUGGGGAAGAGAUGAGGAUCUCCACUCUCGAUAAAAUCAAAAUCAAGGCGGCUCUUGUUGGAAGCAAGGUGGACGUAGUCCUCCCAAAACAUAAAAGACCCAAGUCAAAAUACGCCGCUGCCGUCAUCAGGGAAAUUAGCUUAAGGAAACAUUUGCAUGGCGAUGAGGUUGCUCCCGAGCCAGAAAUUCCUACAAGCCAUCUGCACGCUUCACCGAGGCCGGUUUACCUAUCAAGGGGCACAUAUGACGAUACAGAUGGCCUUGUGAAAAAACCUAAGAACGAUAUUCUCUCCUGGAAGCAUCGUCUAGAGUCUCGUGUAGCACCCAGCGAUCUCCUCUUUACACCCAAGGUGUAUGCUAACGUACGUUCCAAGUUACGGGACGUCCAAGAAAAAAUGGACCGUCACCGCCAAUUAAUGGAUCGCUAUUUAGACGCAGAAUCUUUAGCUCCUGACACAGAUAUAAAGACAAAAGUCUUGGCAAUGUAUAGUGAAAUGGAGGAGAGGGACCCUUUUUUUUACAGGGGAACAUUCUCUACCGCUACUACUAGAAGCUCGGCCCCAGUCACGGAAAGCAGUUCAAUGCCAUCGGUACGAGCUCGCACCCCCGCUCCUAGCACUUAUCGCUAUAUCCGUUUGCCUACGAAGUCAAAGGAUGAUGACUACAAACCAAUGUCGGACGUGCGCAGGCGCGUAAGGCGGGUAAUUUGCAAGAAUAGGAAGGAUCCUCUCUACUUCAAAUAAUGUCCUAUUUCAGGAAUUUAAGGUUUCCACUUGGAAGCCAGAUAAAAAAUAGUAUACUUCACAACAUCUCUGUCUGAUUGGAGGGAAUCGACCCAUCUCCUUGUCAUCUCCGGCAUAUAAAAGACUUUUUUCUUAUUUAUACAUAUUACCUAACUGUGGACAGAUGUAAUAUAUUUCUGCUUUCUGGUGAAAGAACUGUAAAUAAAUAUAUUAUUGCUUGAAAUCUAUGUGACUAGAUGGACUCUUUAAUGUUUUAGAAACAAGGCAACACUUGUGAUAUAUGUUGAGUUUGAACAUAACUGAGGAAAGUAGUUGUUAUACUGUAAUGUUUCGUUUGAACCUCCAUACAUCCUCUUGCGUUUCGCUAGUUUUUUCUUUACUGGAAAAAUCCGUUCAUUUGCAAAACGAGAUUUUGUAUAGAGGUAGAUCCGUCAAUGGAGUAUAUGUUUUCCUGCUUACCGUGCGGUUUGUUUUUGUAAAAAUUUGGAAAAGUUUAAUUUAUUUCUAACGAUGUCACGACAUUUGUUGUUACCAUGGCAUUGAUGCUACAUUAAAAAUCAAAGUUA